AUGCUUAGCCCUGGUUCACGUUGUGCAGAAAUUCAUAUAUUAUCUACUGUCAAACAAAGUGGUGUUAAUAUCCAGAGUGACCCUAUCAAGUUCUUACCCUCAAAACCGGCCUUGAUAGGCAGACCGACCAAAUGGAUGCUCCAAACGUCUGAGUUUGAUAUAACGUGUGCUCCUCUAAAAGAUAUCAAAGGGAAAGCGGUGGCAGAUCUGCUAGCAGCAUUCCCAGAAGAAGGUACUACCGCACUGCAUGAAGACCUUCCUGGGGAAUUUCCAGAAAUCUCUUUUAUCAAAGAGGAGGCGUGGCUAUUAUAUUUCGACGGUUCUGAUACUCCUAGUAAUAACACUGGAGGAGCGGGUAUAGUUCUAGUGUCUCCAACGAGUGAAGUCUUUUCACAUUCUUUCAAGUUGGACUUUCAAUGCACCAACAAUUCGGCAGAAUACGAAGCCUUCCUCAUAGAAUUGUCACUAUCCAAACAAGCAGGAGACACACACUUAGAAGUAAGAGGCGACUCUAAGUUACUGGUCAAUCAGAUGAAUGGGGUUUACUCACUCAAGGAGAUAACGCUGCCCCCCUAUAGAUCUGAGGCGCAAGAUCUAUUGAAUAACUUUUCUGAUGCGACCAUAACCCAUAUUGGCCGCAAUAAGAACAAACACGCCGAUUGCCUAGCCAUAUUGUCCUCAAAGCUGCAAUUCGAAGGUUCGAAAGAAACUUUGAUCAUAAGGAGGCGGACUGUGGCGUCGAAAUAG
Molecule: messenger RNA, 747 nt
Organism: Papaver somniferum (opium poppy)
Lineage: Eukaryota; Viridiplantae; Streptophyta; Magnoliopsida; Ranunculales; Papaveraceae
Exons: 1
Coding region: 1-747 (248 amino acids)
Molecular function (GO): RNA-DNA hybrid ribonuclease activity; nucleic acid binding
Source: RefSeq, a predicted model, not a curated record